Messenger RNA from Staurois parvus, 507 nucleotides. NCBI's taxonomy places the organism in Eukaryota, Metazoa, Chordata, Amphibia, Anura, Ranidae. The record is from the annotation of a GenBank genome assembly.
CACCAGACGUUGCACAUUCCUUUUCUGAAGAUUUUAGCUACACUGCUUUUUAUAGCUGUGCCUAUUUCCACAGGAAUGGUGAUCAAAUGGCGCUUUCCCCAAGUGUCUCGCCUCCUCCUGAUGGUUAUAAAGCCUUUCAGUGUUGUGUUAAUGGUUGGGGGCUUAAUUAUGGCCUAUCAGAUGGGGUCCUCACUGCUGAGCAAAGUGCAACCCAUACUGGUGAUAGCUGGGGUCAGCGUGCCACUGGUGGGACUCCUGACUGGAUAUGUACUUGCAUACAUUCUUCGUUUACCCAUCUCACAACGUAGGACGGUUAGUAUUGAAGUCGGGGUACAGAACAGCCUUUUGGCCUUAGCUGUUCUCCAGCUCUCCUUCCAUCGUACCGAGGCUGAUCUGUCUUCUCAGGCACCGUUCUUGGUGGCUCUGAGUGGAACUUCGGAGAUGUUACUGUUGGUCCUGUUACACUUCGCCUACCGAAAGUUUAAAGACAACAGAGGCUCUGGAUGA